Messenger RNA from Lactuca virosa, 273 nucleotides. The record is from the annotation of a GenBank genome assembly. Lineage: Eukaryota; Viridiplantae; Streptophyta; Magnoliopsida; Asterales; Asteraceae.
AUGCCGCACACUGGAACUUAUAAAUCUAAAGGAAAAAAUCAUAGAUCUGAAGACGAAAGUCGUAGAUCUGAAGAAGAAAAUCGUAGAUCUGAAGUUGCAAAUCAUAGAUCUGAAGCUAAAAAUCGCAGAUCUGAAGCUGAAGUUCUAGAUCCGGAGCCAACCGGAGCUUGUGGAUCUGAUGGUUGUGGUUCACCGGUGGUAGGAGGCGGCGGCAGUUCGUCGGCGGCAGGAAGCGACGACACUACGGGGUUGGUGGCUGGUGGCAACCAGUGA